This is a messenger RNA of Hansenula ciferrii, 1392 nucleotides long. RefSeq lists its product as uncharacterized. Bases 1 to 1392 code for a protein of 463 amino acids. Lineage: Eukaryota; Fungi; Ascomycota; Saccharomycetes; Phaffomycetales; Wickerhamomycetaceae. The transcript has a single exon. The record is from RefSeq and is a predicted model, not a curated record.
AUGAAAGAAUGUGACCCUCCAGAUGAGCCACUUGAAAUAGUUUAUUCUACCAGAUAUGAAACAGAAGUUAGGCUCCCUUCUUUCAUUAAAAAACUCUUCUGGAAAACACAGAAAGCUGGAUAUUAUAUAAGAUUCAAAUGCUCAGAGGGUUCCAACUUUUUCUUCAAACAUUUCAAAAGAGCUAAAGAGUCUUUUAUGUCAAUAUUUUCAAAUGAUCUGAUGGUCAAAAAAGAACACAAACCAGAAGACGAAGGACCUUUUGCUACAUCUAACUCUGACGUUCAAGAGAUAUGGUUUCCGUCAGAAAUUUGGUUGAAGAUUGUUCAGUAUGAUGUCAACCCAGGUAAUAUGAUAAGGGUAAAUAAACGGUUGUUCAAUUUAUUCUCACCUAUGGUGUAUCAUUCAUUCCACUUAGAUUUGGUAAUAAGCUCAACCUAUCUUUUACAGAAACAAUAUUCACACUACUUGGAUUUCGCUUGGUGUUAUUACUUUCAUCCUCAAGAUCCUUAUAAGCUUUAUGAAAAUUAUCAAAAAUCAAAGACCGCCAACUAUGAAUUUUUGGAUACAUCUCAUAGAAGGUUUCCAAAUGAAGGUUCAUUUAUAUCUAAUGUUGAAUUAAGCUCAGGUGCAGUUGUAGCUAUAAAAACAAAGAUAUUUAGAGACUUUGAAGAUGUUGAAAGAUUCUUCAACCGAACAAUCACAAAUGAGAACUCUUAUUUUAAACAAUUUAUACAAGAGUUAAGCACCAACGUGUCUAUAAUUGAUGAUUUCAAUGAGUUGCUUGAAGAUUGUUAUGCAUUUGGAAAAACUAUUAAGAAUCUAUCAAAGAAUAAAACACUUAAUGUGUUAUCAUGUAACACAGAUUCAUUUCAAGCCUUUGAUUUUUUAACUGAAGAAUAUGAAGAUUGUAUCAGAGAUAAUAUUCAACCACCUUUAUUCGAAGAGCAAACCUUUGAAUUGGUUUCUACUUCACAUUUACCAAACAAUGAUAUUUUUCCAGAAAAUCCUUACUAUAAGCAAAUGACAAUAGCUGGGGUUCUUUUUGACGACCUACAACAACAAAAAGAUAGAAGAAGAUUACAUAAUAUCAAAUCCCAGGAAGAGCUUGAAAUUUAUAAUCCAUUCAAAGCAUGGAAUUCGGUGAAUAAACCUGAAUACAAUUUUGACUCGAAGAAAGCGUCAAGUUCAAAAGGUCCAGGGACAGUUCAAGUUCAUGGUCGUCAUUUUUUCACUGAAGAAGAAACACAUGAAUUCUUAAGUCAUUUUGUGGGAUCUGUUGCUGUAUUUGAGUCACAUAGAAACCUAAAGUCUUCUACUUUAAUUUCAGGUGUUACAAAAGUUUUUGAUAAUUCUCAAAGUACACAUGAUAAUGAUCCCCUAGAUAUUCCAUAA